Pseudovirgaria hyperparasitica is the source of this 5114-nucleotide messenger RNA. RefSeq lists its product as uncharacterized. The record is from RefSeq and is a predicted model, not a curated record. The transcript has 7 exons. Gene Ontology annotation, biological process: negative regulation of transcription by RNA polymerase II. Lineage: Eukaryota; Fungi; Ascomycota; Dothideomycetes; Acrospermales; Acrospermaceae. Gene Ontology annotation, molecular function: transcription corepressor activity. Gene Ontology annotation, cellular component: Sin3-type complex; chromatin. Bases 136 to 4908 code for a protein of 1590 amino acids.
CCCUAAUUCAUCGAGCAUACACCUUACUAUACAAAUACCACCCCUUGAACACGGCGCUUCGAAUUCUGGGAGCGACUGUUUCGGUGUCGAACAAGACGAAUAAAUCAAACGGACGAUCGGCUGGCGUUGCCUAUAAUGAAUUCAGGAUCUCGCGAGCCGUGGGCUUCAGGACAGAAUCAGACUCCUGGAACAGGUCCUCAAAACAAUGAUUCAGGAUCUGGGCCAUCGUCAAGACCAUUCAUAGGAAGAUACGAUGGUACUUCUGCACCUGCGCAACCACCACAAUCGCAAAAUCCAACUUCUGGUGGUGGCCCGGUGCUACCACCUCCCCCAGGCUCCUAUCACCCUCCUGGACAACCGAGCCAAAGCCUACCGUCAAUCUCAGGACUUGCACAACCUGCACAAACUUCUCCACAUCAGGCCUCUCAGCGAGCGCUACCGACAGGGUCUGACGCCACGCCAAAUAUGCCUGGCGGCCCAUACCCACUGCCUGCUCUGAACCAGUCGAUUCACGCCCAACACCAUGGCCCACCUCCCCCAAACAUGGAAAGAAGGAUUGACGGGAGAGAUGGUCGAGAGCUCGAUCGACACCUGGAGAUGGCCGCGGCCGAGCAACGCGAUCGUGAGAACCGUGAACGGCACCAUCAAGAGCAGGCCGCGCACGAGAAUCAUGGAGGACCGAUACAAAUUCACCAGCCUGUUGCAGUCGCUCCUCAGACUCGAGGUAUACAUGGUCCAAACGGUCUACUUGGUAAUGCUGCCGUCAUGACAGGCACAAGUGGCUUACCAGGUCCUAUCAGCGCACCAGUCAAUGGGCUGUCUGCAAAUGGUUCAGGUCAAACUGCUCCAAGUGAGAGCAAUGCUCGAAAUCAACACGCUGUCCAGCCACCGCCUCAGACUCUUCUCGUCCCUUUCUCUGGUGGCAAUGCACAACCACAGCAGCAGCAACAGCAGCCACAGCAACAACUAGUGAACGUAGGACAAGGGCAACAGCCACCAGUGAAUGUGGGACAAGGACAGCAGCCUAUACUGAAUGAUGCACUCAGCUAUCUUGACCAAGUCAAGAUACAAUUUGGCGAACAGCCCACUGUCUAUAAUCAGUUCUUGGAUAUCAUGAAAGAUUUCAAGAGUGGCGCAAUUGACACUCCUGGUGUUAUCGACAGAGUUUCCACACUUUUCUCUGGGAACCCUGCAUUGAUCCAAGGAUUCAAUACAUUCCUCCCGCCUGGAUAUCGUAUAGAGUGUGGUACAGGCGACGACCCGAACACAAUCAGAGUAACUACACCAAUGGGUACGACAGUAUCGGCAUUGGGAGUCCACCCUCUAUCCCAAAGUGUGACGAAUGGCAUCACGUCUACUCCGUCAGAUCAGCAAUUCUACGAACAGUCAAACCGAGAUGGCGGCAAUAAUUGGCAACAGUCGGUACCACAAGGCUCAGACGUCUUUGGGCCGGGGCGAUCCGGCCCAUAUGGUCCGCAGCCCGGCCAGCCGGCUUCGAUGUCGCCUGAAAUACAAAGGGCACACCCAGAAUCUGCCGCACAGGUCGAAGCUCGACAACUAGAGCAGCGUAGCCCGGAAGGUAUGCAGUCGCCGCCUGGUGGCGCUGCUGCCCACCUCCAUGGCCAGUCUAUCAACGGUAUCGCAUCUGCCGCGCCAUCCGGUGCUGGUAGUACUGCUGAGAAAAGAGGGCCGGUCGAGUUCAACCACGCGAUCAGCUAUGUCAACAAAAUCAAGAAUCGUUUCGCGACACAACCGGAUAUCUACAAGCAGUUCCUCGAGAUUCUGCAGACUUAUCAACGAGAGUCGAAGCCUAUCCAGGACGUAUACGCUCAAGUCACGACAUUAUUCGGAGGUGCCCCAGACUUAUUGGAAGACUUCAAACAAUUCCUACCCGAUUCCACUACCGGAGCCCAGCAAAGAGCCGCACUCGCUGCCCGCCAGACGGCCGAAGAUGUAGCCCAGACAAGCAAUAUACGCAGUGAUGCUACUUACAUAGCUCAUACUCAGCAACUACAACAGACCCCAAGACCCGAGCAAGGUGGUCGUCUUCCUCCGAUCGGGAACUUCGCACCCACUCCGGCGAAAGAUAGCAACAAGCGGAAGAGAGGUGACAGACAGGGCCCUGUUGCCGGGCAGGCUGCAAUCCCACCCCCUGCUCUUGAAGUAGCACACAGUAGCCGUGGAGGCUAUCCUCCGGGUGCCAAGCGAACCAAACAACACCAUACUAUGAACAAAUCUACAGUCCCCGAGGGACCCCCUGUAUCGCCUACCUUGACUCCAGCUCUUCCUGAGCCGAUCCCGCCAACGUCAUCGACCGCUGCAACGCAUGAUGAACUGGCUUUCUUCGACCGCGCAAAGAAGUUUAUCGGUAACAAGAAUAAUAUGAAUGAGUUCUUGAAGCUCUGCAAUCUGUUUUCGCAAGAUCUCAUCAGCUCUGAGUUGCUUAUACAGAGAGCUCACAGCUUUCUCGGCGGUAAUCCUGAGCUUAUGACCUAUUUCAAACAUUUCAUGGGCUAUGACCCCAAACCAGAAACUCUCGAAGCUAGAGCCAUCCAAUCAUUCAGCUCGAAAGUUUCCCUUUCAAACUGUCGUGGCCUGGGACCCAGCUAUAGGCUAUUGCCAAAGAGAGAUCGCAUGCGUGUGUGCAGUGGUCGCGACGAUCUUUGUCGCUCUGUCCUGAACGACGAAUGGGCAUCGCAUCCCACUUGGGCAUCGGAAGAUUCUGGAUUUAUCGCACAUCGCAAGAAUCAACAUGAAGAGGGUCUUCAUCGCAUCGAAGAAGAACGCCAUGACUAUGACUUCAACAUCGAAGCCUGUCUUCGUACUGUACAGCAAUUAGAACCCAUUGCACAGCAACUAUACCAGAUGUUACCGGAAGAUCGUCUCAACUUUGUACUGCCAAAGGGACUCGGUGGGCAAAGCGAGGCUAUCUACAAGCGUGUGAUCCUCAAAGUAUAUGGUCGCGAAAAAGGACGUUUGGUUCUUGACAGUCUCUUCGAUUCACCAUACAAAGUUGUCCCUGUCGUUCUUGGUCGUCUGAAAUCCAAGCUUGAGGAAUGGAAAGCGGCGCAACGCGAGUGGGAGAAAGUCUGGCGUGAACAGACUCAGAGGAUCUUCUGGAAAAGUCUUGAUCACCAAAGCAUCGGUGCAAAACAAGCAGACAAGCGACAAUUUCAGACCAAGACACUGCAGACCGAGAUCCAGGUCAAGCACGAAGAACAAAAGCGGCAACGUGAGGUCCAGAAACUCUAUGUCCCGCAAUGGCAGUUCGAAUAUGCCUUCGACGACAUUGAUGUCCUGUACGACGCAGCCCGUUUGGUGCUCGUACAGGUAGAAAAUAACCAAAGCUCUGACCACCCGCGUUUGUUGAACUUUAUGAAGGAAUUCAUCCCCAUGUUCUUUGGACUCGAUGUCGCAACCUUCGACGAGCGCAUCCGUAUCUCGCCUAACGGUUCUCCAGGUGAGGAGGACCUGGAUGAUGAAAUGACCAGCCCCGACGAUGUAUCCUCUCGAUCAGCCCGUGGCAAGGGCAAGAACCAAAAUUUACUUCGAGGUGUGCUUGACAAAGGCCGAGCAUCCACAAGGCAUCGCGAGGACAGCAAUGCCUCUGGUAGUCGUGCAACAACUCCAGAUAUUGGUUCGAACAUCGACGAUGAAAUGACUGGCGUCGCUGAUAGCCCCAGUGGCGAACCUGCAGAAGAGCGUCCAUUGAACAAGUGGCUGGAACAUCCAACUCUAGGCAACGAGAACGAUAUCGCCCCUGAUGAGCCUUUCCAACGUGACACAUACAACAUGUAUGCCAACCUCCCGAUAUACUGCUUCUUCAGAAUGCUAGUCAUACUUUACGAGCGUCUCGUGAACCUAAAGAGGGUCGAAAACGAAGUCCAUGACCAGGUCGUGAACGCAAAAUCGGAGAAGCCGGCGACCGAUUUCAAGCUCAUCGAUAAACUACCAAGCGACUUUUUCGGAGACACCUCUUUCAAUGCAAACUAUUACCAACAGGUACUAGGCAUGUUUGAGGAAGUUGUCAAGGGUGACAUGGACAUGAUUCACGUAGAGGAAACACUUCGAAGAUUCUACCUGCAAAACGGCUGGCAACUAUACUCCGUUGAUAAGUUGCUCAGUUCGCUUGGUCGAUUCGCCGUGGCAGUCCUCACAAGCGAUACUAAGGACAAGUCAUGGGAUAUCUACCAAUUGUUCAAAAAGGACCGUCAGCGCAGGGAAACGACUCACAAAGAUGAGAUCAACUACCGUCGCCAGGUGGAGAAAUAUGCCAAAGAUGGAGACGUAUACCGCAUAUGCUUUGUAAGUAUCGACCUUGCCAUUAGUAAGUCCUUUUCUAACGCGUGUUUACAGAAACAGAAUGAAAUGAAGGCGACGGUCCAGAUUUUCAAAAAGGAUGACCUUACAUUCGAUCAGAGAAAUUACACCGCGGAGCAGAGAUGGCGAUACUACAUCUCGACGUUUACCAACGUAGAUCCCACAGAAGGCAUGGAGAACACAAGGCUGUCCAAGGUGUUCCUGGCGCACGGCCUUGAUGAUAAUGAGAGCGAUGCUAGCAAUAGCUCCCUGAAAUCUAGUUACAUUACCAGUAACGACGUCAUGACGAUUCGAAUUGCAGUUCAUAGCUAUAAGAUGAUAUUCGAACCGAAGACCGAAGAAUAUCUCGUCAAAUCGAAUAAAGAUCGCACAGGCGGCAAGGAAGGACUCGAGGCGAUCAAGAAUGAGAGCAUUCGCGCAGGUGAAAAGGCACGCGAGAAGCUCGUCCUGAACAACUCCUGGAUGAAAGGUAUGAGCAAGGAGGAAGUCGAUGCAAUAAAUGCCGAAUAUGCACGGCUCAAGGGUGAGAAAAUUGAGUCCACGAGUGCAAACGCUGGUACCGAUGUAGUCAUGGCGGAUGCAUUGUGAGAAGAAUUCUUUCCCUGGGCUUUUUUUUCUUACUUCCUUCAAGCGUAAGAGACGGUCGGACUGGGUUUCUGCCUAUCGACAGACAUGGUACGGUCAAGUCUAAAGUGUACCUUAUGCGGUUUCAAAGUCUGGUGUCCCGGGUGUUCACGGUCUCUGCAUUUGUGAUUUAGUAUUUACUUAGUACAGCAUCGGUGUAUGCUUCUUGG